Cuscuta campestris is the source of this 2865-nucleotide messenger RNA. Lineage: Eukaryota; Viridiplantae; Streptophyta; Magnoliopsida; Solanales; Convolvulaceae. The record is from the annotation of a GenBank genome assembly.
GUGUAUAUAUAACGGCCCUCUCACUGCACCGACUCCAUCAUCAAACUCACUUUGCAUGCAGGCUCAACUAGCUUGCCUGCUCUGAUCCUCUCUAAGUGCACUCCUCAGAUGGGGCUCGUUCCUCGGCCCCUGAGCCGGAUCCGCAGCGGAACCCUCCUCCACGUCCUCCUCCUCGGAUUCUUGUUCCUCGGCUUCUGCUACGGUGACGACGGCAACACUGUCAAUGUUGUUGGGUUUGGAGAAUGCUCUGACUGCAAGGACUAUAACAUCAAGACCAGUCAUGCCUUUCCAGGGCUUCGGGUGACGAUCGAUUGCAAGGUCGGUGGAGGGGAGAAGAAUGGAGGAGGGAUGCAGAGGAUGGGAGAAGGAGAGCUGGAUAAAGAUGGCAAGUUCCAAGUGUCAUUGCCAAAGGAGAUGGUGAAGGGGGAUGGGGAGUUGAAGCAGGACUGCUAUGCUCAACUCCACAGUGCAUCUUCUACCCCAUGCCCUGCCCACAAUGGCAUUCAGGCUUCCAAGAUUGUUGCUGCUUCCAAGAAGAAAACACAUGCGGCGGCGUUUGAGCCGGCUGAGAACCUCAAGUUCUCCACUGCCUUUUGCACCUCGGCUUUCUUGUGGCCCUACUUCAAGUUCCCCCCCAUGCCUGACCUCCCACCCUUCCCUAGCAUCGAUCCCUGGAAGAAGCAUUUUCCUAAGGUUUCCUUCCCGCCUUUGAAGCACUUUGGCCACCCUUUUCCCCUCCCAUUCCCACCCUUCACCAAGCCACUCCCACCUCCCGUUUCUGUGCCCGAGCCUGAGCCACCAGUUGACAACCCACCUCCAGUACCUGUCUACAAACCGGAACCCAAGCCAGAAACCAAGCCACCCGUUUAUAUUCCACCAGUCAACCCACCUCCAGUUCCUGUCUACAAACCAGAACCCAAGCCACCCGUUUAUAUUCCACCAAUUGUAAAGCCAAUUCCGCCUCCAGUUCCUGAAUACAAGCCGAAGCCCAAGCCACCUGUUUAUAUUCCACCUGUAAUUAAGCCCAUUCCGCCUCCAGUUCCUGAAUACAAGCCGAAGCCUAAGCCACCGGUUUAUAUUCCACCUGUGAUUAAGCCGGUUCCACAUCCUGCUCCUGAAUACAAGCCUAAGCCCAAGCCACCAGUUUAUAUCCCACCCGUGAUUAAGCCGUCUCCACACCCAGUUCCAGAAUACAAGCCGAAGCCCAAGCCACCGCCGAAGCCCAAGCCACCGGUUUAUGUUCCACCUGUUGUCAAGCCACUCCCACCUCCAGUUCCUGAAUACAAGCCGAAGCCCAAGCCACCGGUUUAUGUUCCACCUGUUGUCAAGCCACUCCCACCUCCAGUUCCUGAAUACAAGCCCAAGCCUAAACCACCCGUUUAUGUUCCACCAGUAGUUAAGCCGAACCCUCCUCCAGUCCCUGAAUACAAGCCAAAGCCGAAGCCACCCGUUUACAUUCCACCUGUAGUUAAGCCAAUCCCACCUCCAGUUCCUGAAUACAAGCCGAAGCCUAAGCCACCUGUUUAUGUUCCACCGGUAGUUAAGCCAAACCCUCCUCCAGUCCCUGAAUACAAGCCAAAGCCUAAGCCACCAGUUUAUAUUCCACCUGUGAUUAAGCCGGUUCCACAUCCUGCUCCUGAAUACAAGCCUAAGCCCAAGCCACCAGUUUAUAUCCCACCCGUGAUUAAGCCGGCUCCACACCCAGUUCCUGAAUAUAAGCCAAAACCCAAGCCCUCUGUUCCUAUAUACAAGCCGAAGCCGCCGGUUUAUAUUCCACCCAUAAAGCCGCUCCCACCAUCAAUUCCUGUAUACAAGCCAAAGCCGAAGCCACCCGUUUACAUUCCACCUGUGGUGUCACUUCCACCUCCCGUUCCAACGUACCAACCAAAACCUAAACCACCCGUAUACAUUCCACCCAUAAAGCCGCUUCCACCACAAGUCCCAAUAUACAAGCCUAAGCCUAAGCCACCCGUUUAUAUUCCACCUAUAGUAAAGCCACUCCCACCCGUGGUUCCCAUCUACAAGCCAAAACCAAAGCCGCCGAUUUACAUCCCUCCAAUAAUAGUAAAGCCAUUGCCUCCUCCCGUUCCCAUCUACAAACCAAUACCAAAGCCACCUGUUUACAUCCCUCCGAUAAUAGUAAAGCCACUGCCUCCUCCCAUUCCCAUCUACAAACCAAUACCAAAGCCACCUGUUUACAUUCCUCCCAUAGAAAAGCCAUUGCCUCCUUCAAUCCCCACCUACUACAAACCAAUCCCAAAAACACCCAUCUACAUUCCUCCAAUAGUAGAAAAGCCAUUGCCACCAAUACUAAAGAAACCAUUCCCAACAUUGCCACCAAUACUAAAGAAACCGUUCCCAACAUUGCCACCCAUACUAAAGAAACCGUUCCCAACUCUUCCCCCUUUUUACAAACACCCAUUCUUCCCCCCUCUGCCCCCUCACGUUGCCCAACCUUAAUAAAACCGUGAAUCUUGAGCUCCAUUCAACUAAGUGUGCUGCUAUAGAUUCAUCUAUAUACUAUAUGUUUAUUCGUGCAAUGACUUAGCUGGCUCAGCCUCUCGUCGUGGGAACUUUUGUUUGUGCAAUAAAAAGUGCAGAAGUGAAUGGAUCAAAGGCCACUGACAAAUUUGAAGAAAGAAAAUGAAGGAUGAGGCUAGCCAGCGGGUGCAUAUUAGUUAAAAUUGCUUUUGUUUAUAUGUCUGAUGAGAUUUAGCCGCCUUGGUUUGAUGGCCUUGUUUAAGUUUGUAAAGUGAAAGUGAAUUACUGCUGUUUCAGUUUCAGUGUUGUAUAAGUUCAUUGUUACAAAUAAUUUCAUACUGUAUUUUGCUUCUUUGAUGAUGAGUUCCCAAACUUAAACAAUUG